GGAACCUUAAAAAAAUCUUGCUGCAGUUUGGGAUGUGGGGCUGCACGUGCAACUCCCUUGGUCCGGACUGCAUGCUCGAGAUGCAGGGAUCUCUUGGGGUUCUUUUGGGGGAGGAAUGUGGGGACUGCAUCCAUCACGUUUGGGGUUGGGAUUUGGGGCUCCUCACAUUGCCCUCAGGGUCAGGACGCAGGGACUGCGUGCAUCCUGCUCGGAGUGGGGAUAUGGGACCCUCGCGUGGAACUCAGGGGCAGGACAGGGGGACAUUCACAUUGCACUUGGGAUCAGGACAUUGGGACUGUGGUGUCAGGGUUGGAACACGGGGACCUUUGUCUUGGGGUCGGGGUCAGGCUGUGGGGAGCUCUCAUGGCACCUGGGGUCACAGAGGGAGAGGCCACAGGGGGCUGGGACACGGAGACCCUUGUGUUGGGUCUGGGAUGCAGGAUCUUCACGUUGGGAUUGUGGUCAGGACUUCGGGACCCCUUCGUUUGGGCCGGUAUGGGAGAACCCUUGUGACGGGGACAGGACCUGGGGACAUCUGCAUUGGCGUCAGGACUUGGGGAGCUCCGUGAAGGGACUGGAAACAGGGGACGGUGGGGGCAGGUUGUGUCUGUCCCCUCCCUCCUCGCAGGGACGGUGACCAGGGACCACGUCCAGGCUCCCACCGAGUGCUCCAGCAUCACCGCCCCGGGGGGCUCCGGAUAAUUCACAUGUGGCACCGAAGCUGCUUAACCCCAUCCUGAUCCAGCCUUCACCCCCAAAACCCCACUGCCAUGAAGAAGAAGUCGUCCAACGGGCGGGGGCUGGACCCUGCGGCCCCCCAACAGCGAGCCCGGGGUGUCACCAAACCAGCAGAGUACGUGGGUUCUUUCGUGGUGGAGGAGCUGGACCUGCAGCAGCAGGGGGGGCGGCUGGAGGAGCAGCUGCAGGCACUGAAGGACUGUCCCAGGAGGAGGUUGGUGGUGCUGAGGUUCAGUUUGCAGGGUUUGAAGGUCUACGGCGCUGACGGGGAGACCCUGCUGAUGGCCCACGCUCUCCGCCGGAUCCUGUACAGCACGUGCUGCCUCGCCGACCGCCAGUUCGCCUUCGUGGCCCGCAACCCCCACAGCCCCCCCAGCACCCUCUUCUGCCACCUCUUCGUGGGGCUCCCGGGAGAGGUCCAGACCCUGCACCUCCUGCUCUGCCGCUGCUUCCAGCUCUGCCACCUCCUGGCGCAUCCCGAGGAGCAGGCGGGCGAGGGGGAGCCCCCGGGGCCGGGGGUGCUGCGGGAGCCCCUCAACCCCGACGAGGUGUCUCGCAACGUCAACGCCCUGGUGUCGUUCCGGCGCCUGCCCGCGCCCGCCGGCCUCGGCUCGCUGGGCACAGGGGACCGGCGGCCGGAGGCGGAGGGCAGAGCCGGCUCCUGGCGCCCGGGGAACCCCUACUGCUCCCCGGUGCUGGUGCGCAAGAAAGCCAUUCGCAGCAAAGUGCUGCGCUCGGGGGCCUACAGGGACUGCGGGGCCGAGGGGCAGCUCCACCAGCCGCCCCGCGACGCCGCGGCGGCGGGAUGGGAGAGCAAAGGCGCGCGGAGCUUGGCCCUCCUGCCCGAGAACGAGAGCGUCCUCGCCGAGAGCGUGUGGGCCUUCGCCGGCAUCGCCAGGGACGCGGGGGUCGCGCUGCUGCGGCGGGACGUGCCCGGAGCGUUCCUGCUGCGCCCCGAGCCCGGGCUGCCCAAGCGCUGGUGCCUGUGGGUGCGGGCGCCCUGCGGCGUCGUGUCCUACGGCCUCCUCAGGACACACCAGGGCAGGUUCUGCGUGGAGCACUCCAACGCCGAGUUCGCCAGCGUGGCCGCCCUCCUGGCCCACUACUCGGGGGCGCCGGGGGGCUGCUUCUGCCGCCUGGCCCCCGGCCACCGCAACCCCGGCUACGAGGAGCGGGACCCCGGCGGCGGGGCCGGCGCCUGCGGGGGGGAGUCCGCCUGGGCCCCCUCUGCCCCCAUCGGGGUGCAGCACGAGCGGGGGUAGGCCCGGCCCCCCCUCCCCGUGCACGGCUGUCCCCCGGCCCCCUCGAGCUUUAACUGGCUGCCAUCUGCCUUAUCCAUCCCUGC
This is a messenger RNA of Corapipo altera (White-ruffed manakin), 2083 nucleotides long. It is a transcript of the gene SH2D5, whose product is annotated as SH2 domain containing 5. Gene Ontology annotation, cellular component: postsynaptic density. Lineage: Eukaryota; Metazoa; Chordata; Aves; Passeriformes; Pipridae. The record is from RefSeq and is a predicted model, not a curated record.